CCGCGUCAGUGCAUCGCCUGCCCCCAGAGCCGCCAGCCGCCGUUGCGUCGCUGCGUCCGUGUGGCUGUCGCUCCGUCCGUCCGGUCCCCGCGUAGCAGAGCGCCCCCUGCCGAACGCCUAGCCCGCCUAGCCUGACCCCGGGACUGGGAACUGGCUGGACUCUCCCAGCCCUAAGUCGGCGCGUGUCCGUGGAGUGCCACUGGGAUUACCUCGCCCGGACGACGCCGAAGCCCAACCACAACAACAGCACGCCGUCGGCCCGCCUGACUUAACCAUGGGGAAAGGCAAGAUGCACAACAAGUGAGUCGGCAUGGCGGGGAGCGCGUCCAGCCCUUCGGCCAGCCCUACGGUCAGCCCGGACCGCUGGACCGACACGUCGCGUUCUCUGCACCGGUCGUCGUCGAGCGCGGCUAGGAAGGCGCAGCAAGCCGAGCUGGCCCGCCAGGCCCGCCAGGCGGCAAUGGCCCACCAGGCCCACCAGGCCGCCCUGGCCCACCAGCAGAGCGAGAGCGAGCAGAGCCACCAGCCGACCCUGCCGCGUCUGCCGACAAGGGCCCCCAGACCGUCCAAAGCCCACCGGCAUCGCAAUUAUGACGAUGAGAACAGUUGGGCGUGUGGGAACUGGUUCGAGUUCCUGCUGGUGGUGGCGCUCGCCAUCAUCCUGCUCAUCGGUGCCCUGGUGCUCGUGCUCUUCUGGGUGCUGUACUACCGAGGUGGCUUCGCCUGGAACGAGAACCCGACCCUGGAGUUCAAUCUGCACCCGGUGCUCAUGAUCGCCGGCUUCAUCACCUUCAGCGGUUUCUCCAUGCUGCUGUACCGCGUGGGCCGCUGCUGCCGCCGCAUCUACGUCAAGCUGUUCCACACCAUCUUCCACGCCCUGGCCGUCCCCUGUGUGGUGGUGGGCUUCAUCGCCGUCCUGGACUCCCACAACCUGGCCAACCCUCCGAUCCGCAACUUCUAUUCCUUGCACAGCUGGAUGGGCUUCGUGACCAUGGGCCUGUUUGCUCUUCAGUUUGUCGUGGGCUUCUUCAGCUUCCUCAUCCUGCUGUGCUGUGAGAAUGCUACUGCCGGAUUCCGUGCCUCCCUGGUCCCAAUCCAUGCCACCUUUGGAAUCCUUACAUUCAUGCUUGCCGUUGCCACCUGCCUCACCGGACUGACAGAGAAGACCAUCUUUACUCUUGGUGACAAAUAUUCCAGCCUGCCAGAAGAGGCUUUCAUUCUAAAUGCUCUUGCUAUGGUGUUGGUGGGUUUGGCCAUCCUGCUGGUCUAUGCUGUACGCCGUGAGACUUUCCGUGUCCGAAUCGCCAAUAUCAUCUCGCAGAGACUAUAGGACAGGAUUGAGCCGCCUCCAGAAGAGCCUGAGCGCUUCUGAAGACAUCCAUGAAUGCUAUGACAGGGCACAGAAAAUGUCCUGUAGCGGCCAGGACGCCCUGAUCUUAGCAUCAAACCCUUGUGUUCACAACAAAGUGGAACAUUUGCGUCUUGUACAAAAAGAAACAUAACUGCAACGAUGAAACAAAAAUAUCAUGCACUCUUAAGAUGUAGGGGCCAAAUAAGAAAUGUUUACAAGACUGAUGAAAUGAGAGAAUGUUGGGUUGCAAUAUAGCACAUUCAGAGGGUACGAAGUGCACAUAAGAUGAUGAGCAAAUGAAUUUCAGGUAAAGAUGGCAUCGUUACAUCAGCAAGUUUUCUCUACAUUUAGAGUGUUUGUAAGCAGUAAUUAUGACAAGACAGCUGUGUGUCCAAGUUUUCCCUACCAAGACUUAGUGUCCUAAAUAUACAGCCCCAUGAUUUGCCAAAAUAACAUCAUAAAUUGUGUUCACAUGACAGGACAGAAAACAAAUGUGAUGUUAAGGGACACAUGAAGCUUUAUGCUUCAUAGACUCCUUUUUAUAAAGUGUUUCUUUUCUAAGGCUUGGUUUCACAUUUGAAAAUCCUAUGGAGUUUGCUAGAGUAUUUACAUGUGGCUGCACAAACUUGGUUUCUUGUGUCAGCUCACAUUAUUAUGCUUUCUCAUUGAGUAUGUGUAGUAACAUGAAUCUCCAUUCAUUCAUUACCAUUAGAGAUUUUAUUUAAAUUAUAUUCAUCAUUCAUUUGAAACAUUUUAAUUUCUAGCUAAUCUUAUCUCUAAGCUUACUUCAAAACAACCAGCUGAGGUAGAGGUUUUAAAAAUAUUAAUUUUUAUGAAAUAUGCUGUUUGCAUGUAGGAACUGAAGUCACAUUAAAUGUGGUCUGCUGUAGGCCAAUGGUAAUUGUUUCUGAAGAAAAGUAGGGUACUUAAACUACUCAAGUUAAGAGUUGUGGAAUCUUCAAAUCUCUUUGUCUGCUGAUCCACUAAAUUAUAAAUGCUCAACAGUUUUUGAAAACUUUGCACUAAUUGUAAAUUGAUGGCUCAACAUUUCAAACUUGCAUUAUUUUAGUUGUUAGAGCUAGAUCUAGCUAAUAGUUUUUCUUCACAUUUUUAAACAUUAAUUUUCUCUCUGAAAUAUCAAUCUGCUGUUAAUUUAAGUGAAACAUUUGAGUAAAUUAAUGGCAGGGGAUUCCCUCUUAUAAUUUUUUAUCCCAUUGAUGUUUGCAAUGCAUGAAACCAUCCCUGGUCUCAUGUUGUUCGCAUAGAUAAUUUCAAGCUCUUUUUUGUUUGGGCUGACCAAUGUCUGUUGUAAGCAAGUAGAAUCCCCCAUAGAAAAACAUUUCAACUUAGGUAAGGGAUUUUGCUGUGCAAUUCUACCUUUCAAGGGACAAUCAGCUGUAUUAUCCACUUAUGUUCUGCUACGUUCAUUCUUCUGUAAAUAGUAGUUCUGAUUGUGCAUUAUGUGAUGUAAAAAGAUUAUUUAAAAAUAUAGAAAAAUUUAGAAAACCCAAUGGUGCUAUGCCUGCUCUCCUCUGAGAAUAGAAUGUAGAUGUAAAUCAUCUAUCAAAACCUUUCUUAUGUUCAUUUGUUAGAAAUGUGACUUUUAAUGGAUUUCCAACAGUCAUUAAAGCUACACUGUCCCAUAUAUGCAACAUUUUGACUUCUGGAAAUGUAUAAUUUACAUUGGAUUCAAUCAAAAGAAAAGCAAUUCUCUCUCUUU
Messenger RNA from Thrips palmi, 3071 nucleotides. RefSeq names its product cytochrome b reductase 1 (gene nemy). The record is from RefSeq and is a predicted model, not a curated record. Bases 311 to 1330 code for a protein of 339 amino acids. Lineage: Eukaryota; Metazoa; Arthropoda; Insecta; Thysanoptera; Thripidae. Gene Ontology annotation, molecular function: oxidoreductase activity. The transcript is spliced from 6 exons.